CCAACAACUUCACUCUCCCUGUAAAAAUACCUCUUGCAAAAGGAAUUCUUUCUCCUGUAGUUAAAGAGGAUUUGGAAAUCUGACCCGGUAGCCAGGGUGGUAUAGGUCUCCGUCUCCUAAGGACGUCUGAACCCUCGCUCCCUUUUUAAUAUGAGAAUUCGAAAGCAGUGGGGAAGUGAUGUUGGACCUAUCACAGCAUUGCUAACAGACAGCCUAUUACAGUAUUUAAUAAAAACAGAAACAGCAUGCCUAUCAUAGGCUAAUAAUCCUACCUCCUGCACGCUUUAAAAACAGUAUGAAGCAGCUUGAACGGAGCUUCAGAUAACUAAUUUCUAGCAUGGCUGUCUAGCGUGCCUGUCACUCCUAUUGUCCUUCCAAACUCUUUCAGACAUUUUGAGCAGGGAGUAUUAAUGCUAUGAGUUAGCAACGGUUGUGACAUUAAUGGUCCAGAAAGGCUUUAGGCACGAGAGGUAAGGAUGAUUACCGGUGGCUUUUUGGAGGACUACACUGGAUCGCUGUCGUUAAGAAAUUAAGCUUGGCUUUUGAGGAAGAUGUAACAACUACUGGAGAACCAAUCUGCAUCACUUAAGUCCAAACUAUUAUAUUAAUCAUCCUUUACACUAGACUAGAGAACUUCUUUUUAAUUGUCCAUAUCAUGGCCACCAUGCAUCAAAGGUCUUUUCAUCAUUCCUCCAGGACUUCCACCAUAAGGAAAGGAGCCCCGGGACCAACAUCCUCUAAGAUGUUUAUAUGGACCAGUGGCCGGACCUCUUCAUCUUACAGACACGAUGAGAAAAGAAAUAUUUACCAAAAAAUCAGGGACCAUGACCUCCUGGACAAAAGGAAAACUGUCACAGCACUGAAAGCAGGAGAGGACCGGGCCAUUCUCCUAGGACUGGCCAUGAUGGUGUGCUCCAUCAUGAUGUACUUUCUUCUGGGAAUCACACUCCUGCGCUCGUACAUGCAGAGCGUGUGGACCGAAGAGUCUCAGUGCACCUUGCUGAACGCGUCCAUCACAGAAACAUUCAAUUGCUCCUUCAGCUGUGGUCCGGACUGCUGGAAACUCUCUCAGUACCCCUGCCUCCAGGUGUAUGUUAACCUGACUUCUUCCAGUGAAAAGCUCCUUCUCUACCACACAGAAGAGACAAUGAAAAUCAAUCAGAAGUGCUCCUAUAUACCUAAGUGUGGAAAAAACUUUGAAGAAUCCAUGGCCCUGGUGAAUGUUGUCAUGGAAAACUUCAGGAAGUACCAACACUUCUCCUGCUAUUCUGACCCAGAAGGAAACCAGAAGAGCGUCAUCCUAACCAAACUCUACAGUUCCAAUGUGCUGUUCCAUUCACUUUUCUGGCCAACCUGUGUGAUGGCUGGGGGAGUGGUGAUCGUUGCCAUGGUGAAACUCACACAGUACCUCUCCCUGCUCUGUGAGAGGAUCCAACGGAUCAAUAGAUAAAAGCAAAAUGGAUGAGAUCAUUUUCUUUAAAGCUCAAAUACUGUUUUCUUUCUUUCUUCACCAAAGAACCUUAAGUUUGUAAUGUGCAGUCUGUUAUGAGUUCCUUAAUAUAUUCUUAUACGUAGAGCAAUAAUGCAAAAGCUGUUCUAUAUGCAAACAUGAUGUCAUUAUUAUUCAGGAGAAGAAAUAACUGUUUUGUGUUGGUUGGUUGUUUUCAUAAUCUUGUUUCGAUGCUGGAACUAGUACUUCCUUUUCUUGUUCUACCAAAAUAGGGCUCAGUUAUUCAUUUGCCAAGUUUGUGGAGGAAUAUCAAUGUGAUACGGUCUCUGUUCUGAGUUGUCAGAUUUCUGGAAGACAUUUCUGCAAUACUUUUCAUCAUUCAUUGUUUACUAAAGCUGCAGCCAAAAAUAAUUUUUUCUUUUCUUACUCUCAACUGAGCCCAUAACAAGUGAUGGGACCAGAUUUCCUAACUAAAGGAUGUUAAUACAUUUUUCUUGUAUUUCUACCACAUCACUGUAAAGAAGGGGGGAAAUCCAGACAGCUAUCUUUCUUUUAUUACUUUCUACUCAUAACUUUAGAUUUUUUAAAUGAUUUCCAAAAAAAUUCAGCUGUUUUCAUUAACCAAUUCUAUAAUCUUUUUGAUUUAAUUAGAAAAUGAACAGAGUCCUUUUCCAUGUAAGCCGCUGCUACUGUAUGAGGAGAUAACACAAGGAGUUCCAUUACCUGUGAACUGAAUGAAUGUUGAGUAGAUGCUUCAUCACAAUCCAGGAAAGUCUAUAUUACUAAGACAUUUGUUUGAAAAUCUUAGCUUCAUUUCAAUUGUACUGUUUUAUGGUAAAACUGAGACCCUACUUGCUGGUCAAGACUAGUGAACUGAUUUCAAUGGGUAAAUCUAUUGUGGCAAAUUAACAUGUUGGACUAUUGCUCUUUGGAAAUUUCCCUUUAAGUUAAUAGUCUCUCUCUUUCUAACAUGUGUUUUCUGUCAGGAUUUUAAAGCUGUGUGCACAGAAUAUUUGUCUCCUCUACAUUUUUAUUUUUCUAUUUACAAUUGCCUUUUUGUUGCUAGAUUUGAUACACAGAAUAGACCUUUUUUCCUAACACACACUUGAACUGAAUAACAGAUUUAAAGAAAGCCUUUGUUCAGAUUGCCAUUCACUUUAUUGUGUUUGGAAGGGGGCUGGAGGGAAGAGACUGUUUUAAACAAAAACAUUUCACCUUUUAUUUAAUAUCAAAAGAAGACAAACAUCUAUCUUUCUCAUCUACACUUAAGUACCUUUUUGUAAUGUAGUUUUCUAGGUAUUGCAAAAUUUUACAAAUCAUAUUUGUGGAAUGAAUGGUAAACUAAUCUGAUGAAGUGAAAGUACUCUGCAAUACUGUAAUUCAGUUUGACUUUUCAUAAGCAAAUAAAUCCCUAGGGUAUAAUCAGGACUUCAAAUGUGUAAUUAAAAUUUAAAAAAAA
Messenger RNA from Rhinolophus ferrumequinum (greater horseshoe bat), 2909 nucleotides. It is a transcript of the gene KCNMB2, whose product is annotated as potassium calcium-activated channel subfamily M regulatory beta subunit 2. NCBI's taxonomy places the organism in Eukaryota, Metazoa, Chordata, Mammalia, Chiroptera, Rhinolophidae. The record is from RefSeq and is a predicted model, not a curated record. The transcript has 6 exons. The coding region runs from base 656 to 1450 and encodes 264 amino acids. Gene Ontology annotation, molecular function: potassium channel regulator activity; calcium-activated potassium channel activity. Gene Ontology annotation, biological process: detection of calcium ion; potassium ion transport. Gene Ontology annotation, cellular component: voltage-gated potassium channel complex; membrane.